AUGAUAGAAAAUUCUCCCUUUCAGAUAUUUGUUUCCGAUCGCCCUGGUGAGUCGGGUUGAGAGAAUGUGAAGCAAUCGAAGAACAUUACAAUAUAAUCAAUGGUGCCCUUUGGCGAGAAACCUUGUGCAUCUAACAUACUUCCCCCAUCUCGAAUGAUUACAAGGUCAAGACAGUUUGAGCAUUACCCCUUUCCAACACGUUUGUCAACAGUUGCAUUCUGGAAAAAUAAUUUCUCCGCUGCCAUUUUGAGCAAAUGAUGUUCGAGUGUAUCCGGUGGACUUAAAAUCGCCCAAGAUUGCCGGUCGAUAUUGGGAGCACUAAAGUUCAAAAAAUUAAUGACACUCCUAUUAGAUCAGGUGUUGUUCAGUUCAGUUAGGAUAAGGCUAUCGUGGUUGACUGUCUGGUUUGAAAAACGACAUACAACAGCAAAGGCCAGUGGUUAGACGAAUGUAGUGGAUAUAGUGAGAGAUAAAAAUGCUGCCUUCGUUGUUGUUGUGGGAUGUGGCUAAGUGACCGCGAUCAAAUUGUAGCUAACAUAGAUUGCGACUCCUCUUCGGCUUUUCCCGUCUCUUCUUAACAGUUGAUAACUGCCGAGGGGUGCCUCGUGUUCUCCAAUAGCUCCAGAAAGCCAUGCUUACGUUUAGACGAUGGUGUCUGGUGUGUGCUCGUCGACCAAAGUCCUGGCCUCACCAAUCUUGUUAAAUGGGCUUUGUACAUUUCAGUACAUCAACUCCGGCGUCUGUCUUUUCGGUGGGACCAGCCACGAUUACAAAAAGCGUUGGCCACAUGAACGAUCAUUUGAUCCGUAUUAUCUUCCCACUCCUUAUUUUUAGUCCUUUCUCCCCCUCGUCUGUCCUCCUCCUUCAUGCUGUGCCAUUCUUUCGGUUCGUAAUCCGGCUAAAAAAACACCUCCCUUUGCGAAUGAGGAAGGUCCGUUCACCUUUCUAGGAGAUGUGAAUCCUUGAAUUCAUUUUCAAGAAUGAUUAUAAGAGGCCUUGGUGAUGGUAGUCUUCACGAUGCCUCGGCGUUUCCUAGACGGAAAGUUUUGUGCGCAGUAACACACUCUCCAUCCUGAAGGAUGUCAUUUGAUUAUGCUCGCAUGGGUUGAGAUCGCCUUCGACCCUUUCUUUUGCGACCGAAAAACUGGACUUAGGAGCUUCCUUCAUGACUAUAUUUCGUCUUCGGUCGAGAUGUCCAUUUUGUGACUCACGCGUACGUUUUAUGAUAAUGCCUUUACUGCGAUCAUGAAGAGGGCGCUGACGUUUAUUUUUAUGCACAGAAUCUGCAUUGCACCAGUUCCCGUUUUCAUCAUCGUUCGAUUCGAGGACAGCUGUCGUGGCAUAGCUACCGCGCUGUUCCUCACCCACUGAAACCUCUUGGUCAUGUGAUGCCUCCUUGGGCAGUGCAGUAUUCGCUUGCAUUGUGUGAAGACACUGUUCUAUUAUAUUGACAGUAUGGCUUACUUUGUCUUUCAAGGAUGCCCUGGGACGCUUCUGCAUUUUCAGAGACCCCUUCCUGUCAUCCCUUUCCCCACUAGAGGUCGGUUCUCGGUUGUGAUUAGUUCCUUAUACGAUCACUCUUCUUUCUGAGCGGCUGAUGCAGUUAGUAAGGCCGUACUUGGGUAUGUUCCUUUUAUUUUCAGAAGUUCUGACAUCACCGACUUUCUUUUUUGGGUGAAUGACAAGGCCGUUCAUCAACUUCUCCCUCUCCAAUCCUUCUGAAGACGUCUAAAACAUGUCGCAUAGGUUUCGUCUUCGUAUUUUAUAUCUAGUAAAGUUAUCAAACUCUAUGUCUGCUUGGCUGGAGGAUAUUUGACAGCAGGAAACCCCAGACUGCAUUUAUUUAUACAAUGUGUACUGCAUAUAUUAUCUUUUUUUCCGUUCGUCUGUUGCAUGUCAGCGGUCUAGUGGUAGGGACGCCAUCCUCAUUACUCUGUUUCUCGGAAUCGAUUCCGACUCCGGACGGGCUUCGUGCACAAUGUUUCGAGUGCAUUUGUUCAGCUAUCAUUACCGUUCAGAGGCCAUCAAACGAGGAUUUCGUAUCCGAACUCCAACAAACCUCUUUGCGACCCUACAAACGGCAUAAAUAUUAGAGUCGGCCCACCACAGCAAGAGACUCAUGGCGUGCCCAGCAGCCCCCAGUGUCAACAUCAAACACCCGACCGAGGACCCCCUCUUUUCCAUGUAUAUAACAAGCCGAACGAUUGCUGGUACUGCCAGCUAUUCAAAGAGGGCGUCGGUAGGUUUGGUCAUAAUAAACCCCUAGGUAAGACGGCGCUCGUUCUAUUAACCUUCAUUUCCCCCCCCCCACCAUCUACAGAUUCCCUGUUAACAGUCGCUGGUACAGUUUGUGGAACCCCUACCAUCGUACUCAUUGACACUUAGGCCACUCGGUCUGUCUCGUGACCUUCCCAUAUUCCCACUAUGCACUCCCAACUCGGGUAGCCACCGUAACCCUGAUCAUAAUCCAUUUGCUUAGUUAUUCAUUCUUCCCCGCAGCCAGCUGCACUCCUUUGAGAUCUUUUUGUUAGAUUUAAUCUUUUUCUGCCAAUUUCCCUUGUCUUUCGUGCUCAUUUGUUAUCACAGUUAAUAUUGUAUCGUUUGCGCAUUCAGAGUGUUAUUCGCCUAGUAUCAUAUGCGUGUAUAUGUAUGUGUCGACUAUUGUGACUCAGCACCCGUACGCUGUCACAUACUCUAACACCGGUCGGAUAAAAAUUCCAAACAAUCGACCAAAAUGUCUUCGUCAAAGUUGAGGAAUAAUCACCUGAUCGUUCUCAGGAUACACACAGCCUUCUUUUCUAUCCCGGAGCGGUGCGACAGAGGUAUGAAAGUGGGCAUCCUUCACACGCCUGGGUCCCAUUACUCAUUUACUGGCUGGAGUUGGGGGUCUCCGAUGGAAUACUAAUGGUCAAAUCUCAUCAUUUUUCGUCAAAUAGAUCGUAGUCAGAGGACUUGAAAUUUGUUGAAAUUGAAGUUGAUGACCCACUUAUCACAUCACUGCUGCAAUCGGUCCAAGUUAUUUGGUAAGUUCAGCUCAUUCUCUGACUUUCCUAUUAAAUUCCAUAUCUUUAGGUCAUCGGCGAACAACACUUCACCGCAGGUCAUGCAAUCAAGGCAGUCGUUCACGUAUAUCAAAAACAGAAUCGGAUCCAGAAUGGUCAGUUUUGGAACCCCACCGUGAACGGUUUACCAUUCAAAUUUGGCGACAUCAGUAUGAACACGCUGGUGUCUGCCUGUGAGACAUUCGGCCAACUAUUUAAGUAGGUUUUCGAUCCCACCUAUCUGACGCAGUUUAGAUAUUAGCCGACUGUUUGAAACUCCGUCAAAUGCUUUGCUGAUGUCAAUGUAAACAACACUCACUGACAAGCCCAUUUCCAAAGCUUUCUAAAGAUUUAGUCCAGCUUUCCAAGGAUACAAGCAAUCGACCGCCGUGAAAAUCGACCGCCUCUAAAGCCAUGCUGAUGCGCACUAAGCACGUUUUUCUCCACAUUAUGUUUCAGCAGUCUCGUUUUUAUUAUUUUCUCCGUUAGUUUACAACAAAUGCUUGUGAGACUCACUGGUCUGAAGCUACUUGGUGAGGUUAUCCCUCCCCUUUAUGCAUGGCGUUUAUGUUAGCUAACUUUAAUUUCGUAGGCAAAAGCCCCCCAAGCCAUCGAACCUUCAAAGAUCCUGGAGAAGCGGAGGCCAGUUGUUCUGCGAGUUCAUUCAGGACUUUUGCGAGUACGCCAUCUGGACCAGGAGAUUUAAUGGGCUAAACCAGGUGAGGGUAUCUGCGUGUGCAUCUCCGCACACGGUAACACGGCUGUGCAGGCAGGACGGACCUCCGCCCCGGCAUCUCCGAGACGAGGCUCCGUCUGCAAACACUGCAGGAGAGCACAAGGUGAGUGCCUCCCAGGUAAGAGAACACUGCUCUGCUGGAUUGCUAUUUGCAUGCAUGUCUGUGUUUGUUCUUGUUGAAAACUAAAUUCUGUUCUGUUGGAGUUCCUCUGUUGCCUUUGCUUUUUGCUGUUCUUGCCUGCUUGCUUUUGUCUGCUUGUUUGUGUUUGUUCUUACUGCAAGCUUAAUGUCGUUCUGUAGAAUUUGUCUGCACACCGCUUAUAUCUAAGCUUAGAAAGGGACGGGGAAGCUCCGCAUCCCGUCUCUCUAUUCUUUAUCCAUCCCUCUCCUUCAAGUCCUACGGCGUUGUCACAGGCAGUCCCAGGUCAAGUCGGGUAGUUCUCCCGCUAAACAAAAGUCAUGAUGCCUUAGUGGAGUUCGAAAGCCGUCUGGGACAAUUGAGCAGCCCCAUUUAGUAAGGGCACUGCCCACCACGCGAUGGGGAAGGGGCUAGAAAAGGGGCCUUAGACAAAUGCUGGGAAACCACGCCGUCUGCAGGCUAACCGUGGCCGCAGACGUAAAACUCGCGCUCGAGACAACCAAACAAUAAAUAGCACACUCUCUCUUCCCCCUUCUCUUGUCAACCGUCCCACUCGUCAGACUGGUUGGGCGAGUCCGCUCACACUGGCAGCCUGGAAUGUUCGUCCCUUUUCAGACAAUCCGAGGAGCAACCGACCGGAAUGGAGGACAGCGACAGUGGUUCAGGAACUGGCGCGCUACAGGGUGGACAUCGUCACACUCAGCGAGACCCGCUUCUCCGCACAAGGGCAACUGGAGGAGAUGAGUGCGGGUUACACCUUCUUCUGGAGUGGUCGCCCCAAGACAGAGCGAUGGGACGCGGGCGUCGCCUUUGCCAUCCGGAACGACAUCGUGGGACAACUGUCCUGUCUGUCGCAGGGCAUCAACGAUCGUCUGAUUAAAUUCCGCCUGCCCCUCCGGGAAGGCAAAUUCGCCAUCAACAUCAGCAUCUACGUCCCGCCCAGGACCAGCCCCGACGAGACGAGGAACAAAUUCUGUGAGGAACUGCACGUCCUCUUGACGUCUGUACUGAAGGCGGAUAAGUUGAUUGGCCUUGGUGACUUCAACGCCCGCGUCGGCACAGACUAUGCUGCCUGA
Molecule: messenger RNA, 4992 nt
Organism: Spirometra erinaceieuropaei
Lineage: Eukaryota; Metazoa; Platyhelminthes; Cestoda; Diphyllobothriidea; Diphyllobothriidae
Source: the annotation of a GenBank genome assembly